AUGGCGCCCUCCAACAUUCAGGUGUCCCUCGCGGCACCGCCGGCGCACAUGGCGACCACCACGCUUAAGGUGGAAGGGAUGACAUGCGGCGCGUGCACAUCGGCAGUUGAAGCUGGCUUCAAGGGCGUCGAUGGCGUGGGCAGUGUGUCAGUCAGCCUAGUAAUGGAGCGCGCGGUGGUUAUUCACGAUCCGCAACGGAUACCGGCCGAAAAAAUACGAGAGAUCAUCGAGGAUCGUGGGUUCGACGCCGAAGUCUUGUCGACAGAUCUGCCGUCGCCAAUCGCGCCUCGUGCUUCAUUCGGCCAAUUCCCUGCCAAGGAUGGCCCCGCGACGAUGGUUACGACGGUGGGAAUUCAGGGCAUGACGUGCGGCGCGUGUACGUCCGCAGUGGAGGGAGGGUUCAAGGAGGUGUCUGGAGUUCAGAGUUUUAGCAUAUCAUUGUUAUCAGAAAGAGCGGUGAUCGAGCACGACCCGGCGCUUUUGACCGCUGAGGCCAUCCGUGAGAUCAUCGAGGACAGGGGCUUCGACGCCGAAGUGAUUGAGAGCACGGAGAAAGACCAGGAGGCCGGCGCGGUAUCCGAAGGCACGAAAACCGCUUCCGCGGCGACUACAACAGUUGCAAUCGAAGGGAUGACGUGCGGAGCUUGCACUUCCGCCGUCGAAGAGGGGUUCAAGAACGUCGAGGGUCUCCUUCGUUUUAAUAUCAGCUUGCUCGCGGAACGGGCCGUCAUUACACACGAUCCGGCGAAACUCCCCGCGGAUAAGAUUGCCACGAUCAUUGAAGACCGGGGCUUCGACGCGAGAAUUCUUUCGACAGUGUUCGAUUCAGUUGACCAGGGGGCCGGUGCUUCGACAGCGCAGUUCAAGGUUUAUGGUGCCUCGGAUGCAGCCGCAGCAAAGUCCCUCGAGGAGAAACUGACCGCAUUGCCUGGCGUCAAAACCGCGCGAUUUGCCCUCAGCUCGUCUCGUCUCACGGUCACCCACGUUCCCAAUGUGACGGGCUUGCGGGCUAUUGUCGAAAGCGUUGAAAGCUUGGGGUACAACGCCCUGGUUGCAGACAACGACGACAACAGCGCCCAGCUCGAGUCCCUGGCCAAAACCCGGGAGAUCCAGGAGUGGAAGCGGGCGUUUCAAGUGUCCGCUUCUUUCGCCGUCGCUGUCUUCCUCAUCAGCAUGGUCAUUCCCAUGUGUAUCCCGGCCCUGGAUUUUGGCUCGAUUCGGCUCUUCCCUGGCCUGUACCUUGGCGAUAUCGUCUGUAUGGCUUUGACAAUACCCGUUCAAUUUGGUAUUGGAAAGCGAUUCUACGUCUCGGGCUGGAAGUCUUUCAAGCACGGCUCGCCGACAAUGGACGUGUUGGUGGUUCUGGGCACAUCCUGCGCUUUCUUCUUCAGCGUCAUGGCCAUGAUCGUUUCCAUCCUGUUCCCUCCCCACACUCGACCGAGUACCAUCUUUGACACGAGUACAAUGCUCAUCAGUUUCAUCACCCUCGGCCGCUUCUUGGAAAACCGGGCAAAGGGGCAGACCUCGAAGGCCCUGUCCCGGUUGAUGUCGUUGGCCCCGUCCAUGGCUACUAUCUACGCCGAUCCCAUUGCUGCCGAGAAGGCUGCUGAAGGGUGGAACGGUGAGGCUAGCACCGAGGAACCUAAGGAGGCUCUCGAUGGAAACGCAGCGGACGAGAAAGUGAUCCCCACCGAACUCAUCCAGGUGGGCGAUAUUGUCAUUCUGCGACCGGGCGACAAGAUCCCAGCGGACGGCGUCCUGGUUCGCGGAGAGACAUAUGUGGACGAGAGCAUGGUCACCGGUGAGGCCAUGCCUGUCCAGAAGACAAAGGGCAGCUUCUUGAUCGGUGGUACUGUCAAUGGCCACGGCAGGGUCGACUUCCGCGUUACCCGGGCCGGCCGUGACACCCAGCUUAGCCAAAUUGUAAAGCUAGUGCAGGAUGCGCAGACAAACCGUGCUCCGAUCCAGCGCUUGGCCGAUACCCUGGCUGGCUACUUCGUCCCCACCAUUCUGUUUCUGGGCCUCAUGACAUUCCUUGUGUGGAUGGUACUGAGCCACGUUCUGACCAACCCCCCCAAGAUUUUUCUGGAAGAUGCCAGCGGCGGCAAAAUCAUGGUUUGCGUCAAGCUCUGCAUCUCAGUCAUCGUCUUUGCCUGCCCGUGCGCGCUUGGCCUGGCCACGCCCACGGCUGUCAUGGUGGGAACUGGAGUGGGAGCCGAGAACGGCAUUCUUGUCAAGGGCGGUGCAGCUCUAGAGACAACCACCAAGAUCAACCAGGUCGUUCUCGACAAGACGGGGACCCUCACCUACGGCAAAAUGAGCGUGGCCAAGGCGAGCCUGGCCUCUCCCUGGGGCGACACAGACUGGCGCAAGCGGGCUUGGUGGGCCAUCGUCGGACUGGCAGAGAUGGGCAGCGAGCACCCCAUCGGUAAAGCUAUGCUCAGGGCCGCGAAGACGGAACUCGGCCUUAGCCCCGACGCAACUAUUGAGGGGAGUGUUGGUGAUUUCUCUGCCGCGGUCGGCAAGGGUAUCAGCGCAUAUGUUGAGCCGGCCAUUGCCAACGACCGCACGCGCUACAAGGUCCUGAUCGGCAACGUGCUGUACCUCGAGGAGAACAGCGUGACUGUCCCCCGCACCGCCGUCGAGGCCUCGGAACAGGUCAACAGCGCUCGAUCCACGAAAUCAAAUGCUGGUACCACCAACAUCUUCAUCGCGAUCAACGGCACCUACGCCGGCCACCUCUGUCUCUCCGAUACCAUCAAAGACGGCGCGGCCGCCGCCAUCGCGGUUCUCCACCGCAUGGGUGUGCGGACAGCGAUGGUCACCGGCGACCAGCGCGGCACAGCACUCGCCGUAGCCGCGGCGGUCGGCAUCGACGCUGACGACGUGUACUCGGGCGUAUCGCCCGACCAGAAGCAAACCAUCAUCCGACAGCUCCAGGACACCGGCGCGGUGGUGGCCAUGGUGGGUGACGGGAUCAACGACUCACCGGCGCUGGCGACAGCCGACGUCGGCAUCGCGAUGAGCAGCGGUACCGACGUGGCGAUGGAGGCCGCAGACGUGGUGCUCAUGAAGCCCAACGACCUGAUGGACAUUCCCGCGGCGUUGAGCCUGGCGCGUUCUAUCUUCCGCCGCAUCAAGAUGAAUCUGCUGUGGGCGUGCAUGUACAACCUUGUCGGUCUGCCGUUUGCCAUGGGGCUUUUCCUCCCGCUGGGCUUCCAUAUUCACCCGAUGAUGGCGGGCGCGGCCAUGGCGGCGAGCAGCGUGUCGGUGGUGACUAGCAGCUUGUUCCUGAAGCUGUGGAAGCGGCCGAAGUGGAUGGACGAGGUAGAGGCCGAGAUGAAGACGGGCGGUGGUGUGGUGAGGAAGGGACGGGGUUGGGGUCUGUUUGGAGGUCUGCGGGAGGCGGUCGGUGGGUUGUUUGGGAGGCAAAGGAGCAAGAAGGAUGGGGGGUAUGUGCCGCUCGCGACGCUGGAUGCCGAGUCUCCGGUUUGA
Dichotomopilus funicola is the source of this 3495-nucleotide messenger RNA. Its product is annotated as E1-E2 ATPase-domain-containing protein. Lineage: Eukaryota; Fungi; Ascomycota; Sordariomycetes; Sordariales; Chaetomiaceae. The transcript is spliced from 2 exons. Gene Ontology annotation, cellular component: membrane. The record is from RefSeq and is a predicted model, not a curated record. Gene Ontology annotation, molecular function: copper ion binding; ATP binding; ATP hydrolysis activity. Gene Ontology annotation, biological process: monoatomic cation transport; copper ion homeostasis. The coding region runs from base 1 to 3495 and encodes 1164 amino acids.